GCCUCGGCUUUGAUAUAAAAGUUGCGUGCGCGACAUUCGGCGGCAUAGUCUAAUACAGGAGUCUCAAGUGGAAGUGAAACCAAGCCAAGCGUCAAAAACAUAGAUUGUGAAAAUGUUCUCACUGCUGGGUCUGUUUAUUAUUGGAGUGGGUGCUGCGGCGGCAAUUGAGCUGCCGCUGAGUCCCAUCUACCAUUCACCAGCGGCCAUUGUGAAGCCCCUGCUGAAGACUGUGGAGGUGGAGGCGCCAGCACACUACGACUUCUCCUAUUCGGUACGCGAUGAUCACACCGGCGACAUUAAGAGCCAGACCGAGUCACGAAAGGGCGACCAGGUACAGGGUCAGUACACGCUGAUCGACGCCGAUGGCUAUCUCCGCACCGUCGACUACACCUCCGAUGCCCACAAUGGCUUCAACGCCAUCGUCCGUCGCGAUCCUCUGGGACAAAAGGUGGUCAAGCAGAUCGCUCCCAUCAAGGUUGUCCAGCCUCUGGCCCUUGGGGUACCCAAAUUGCUUGCGCCUGCCAAACUGCCUCUGCCCCUGGGCUUGUAUCACUAG
Molecule: messenger RNA, 556 nt
Organism: Scaptodrosophila lebanonensis
Lineage: Eukaryota; Metazoa; Arthropoda; Insecta; Diptera; Drosophilidae
Gene: Cpr30F
Product: cuticle protein 7
Exons: 2
Coding region: 113-556 (147 amino acids)
Cellular component (GO): extracellular matrix
Source: RefSeq, a predicted model, not a curated record